Messenger RNA from Durotheca rogersii, 1463 nucleotides. RefSeq names its product cross-pathway control WD-repeat protein cpc2. NCBI's taxonomy places the organism in Eukaryota, Fungi, Ascomycota, Sordariomycetes, Xylariales, Xylariaceae. Gene Ontology annotation, biological process: positive regulation of protein phosphorylation; rescue of stalled cytosolic ribosome. The record is from RefSeq and is a predicted model, not a curated record. Bases 202 to 1152 code for a protein of 316 amino acids. Gene Ontology annotation, cellular component: nucleus; cytosol. Gene Ontology annotation, molecular function: translation regulator activity; protein kinase C binding; ribosome binding. The transcript has 5 exons.
CGGCAUCGCACACAAAAUUUGUUCGGGGAAAAUUAGGAGGGCGAAGCCAACCCGCAAACCAACUUGCAAUCAACUUCGCGAUCAGCACCAUUCACCUACUUUACUCUCCUCUCCCCCCUCGCUUCUUCCGUCGUGUUCUCCCACCCUCGUCCGCCGGCAACCCCAUAAAGAGGUGCAGAAUCCGAGUUAUUGCCCUUCGUCAUGGCUGAGCAGCUUAUUCUCAAGGGCACCCUCGAGGGUCACAAUGGCUGGGUCACCAGCUUGGCCACCUCGAUGGAAAACCCCAACAUGCUCCUGUCUGGCAGCCGUGACAAGACUCUGAUCAUCUGGAACCUCACCCGCGACGAGUCGCAGUACGGUUACCCGAAGCGAUCUCUCCACGGCCACUCCCACAUCGUGUCCGACUGCGUCAUCUCCUCCGACGGCGCCUACGCCCUAUCCGCCUCUUGGGAUAAGACUCUGCGAUUGUGGGAGCUCGCGACAGGCACGACGACCCGACGCUUCGUCGGCCACACUGGCGACGUCCUCUCUGUCUCAUUCUCAGCCGACAACCGACAGAUCGUCUCCGGCUCGCGCGACCGGACCAUCAAGCUGUGGAACACCCUCGGCGACUGCAAGUUCACCAUCACCGACAAGGGCCACACCGAAUGGGUCUCGUGCGUCCGCUUCAGCCCCAACCCUCAGAACCCCGUCAUCGUCUCCAGCAGCUGGGACAAGCUCGUCAAGGUAUGGGAACUGUCGACCUGCAAGCUCCAGACUGACCACAUCGGUCACACCGGCUACAUCAACACUGUAACCAUCUCGCCCGACGGUUCGCUGUGCGCCUCCGGAGGCAAGGAUGGCACCACCAUGCUCUGGGACUUGAACGAGUCCAAGCAUCUGUACUCCCUCAGCGCCGGCGACGAGAUCCACGCCCUCGUCUUCUCCCCCAACCGAUACUGGCUCUGCGCCGCCACCGCGAGCAGCAUCAUCAUCUUCGACCUCGAGAAGAAGAGCAAGGUCGACGAGCUGAAGCCCGAGUUCACGUCCGUCGGCAAGAAGAGCCGGGAGCCCGAGUGCGUGAGCCUGGCCUGGAGCGCAGACGGCCAGACGCUGUUCGCCGGCUACACCGACAACAUUAUCCGGGCGUGGGGUGUCAUGUCGAGGGCUUAAAAAAAUCCUUUCUCCGUUGGGGUCGAUUGGUCAUUGACUAGGCGUAUGGGUGGGCUGUCAUUUGGUCUUUUUUAAGGGAAAUGGCAAUCAUUGCGACGACAUUGGCAACGAUGGGGAAGCGGAAGAGCAAAGGAAGCAAAAAAACACAACGACGAACCCAAAAGAGGACGGGGUGAAGGAAAUGUCAUUAGAUAUACACGUUGCGUUGAUGGGCCUGCUUUCCUUACUACCACGAGGGUAGGCUGGCUCUGUCACCCCCUCCCCCCACGAGGUCCAAAGAUACCGAGGAAUCGUAAAGAACAAUAAUCCAA